Messenger RNA from Abrus precatorius (Indian licorice), 3852 nucleotides. Its product is annotated as nodulin homeobox-like. The record is from RefSeq and is a predicted model, not a curated record. Gene Ontology annotation, molecular function: single-stranded DNA binding. The transcript is spliced from 22 exons. The coding region runs from base 729 to 3437 and encodes 902 amino acids. NCBI's taxonomy places the organism in Eukaryota, Viridiplantae, Streptophyta, Magnoliopsida, Fabales, Fabaceae. Gene Ontology annotation, biological process: flower development.
GACGCAGAGUCAUUCGUAUGGUUGAACCGUAUCCUCCACUGCUCGCUUGCUCAUUCCAGGUUGAGCUAUUAGUUUCGCUCACACCCUAACAAUACUACCUAUUCCAUUACACUCUGGACAUCAUGUUCCCACUGCUGCCAACUUGAGGUUUUUCUCAAUUGCGUAUAUCUUCUAAGGUACAGGUAGGCCAUCCUCAUAAUUCCUUUUCUAGAAUCUGAAAUAUAUAUUUCCUUUUUUUUUUUUAAUUACAUAUUAUUAGAAAGGACUUCUUAGCAUAUAGUUGUUAUUGGCGCUCUUAGGGUAUUAUUGUAAAAUUAGAAAUUAAACUGGAUUUCGGUGAUUUUAAUUGCAUUCCAAAAGCCCUUGGAUUCAAUUAAACUUUGUAAAUUAUUAAAAUUUAUUCCAAACAAGAGAGGUUUUUUGGCAUUAAAAAAAAGGAAGACUUUGGACGAGGGGAGGCUCUCCUCAUUUCAAGGCCAGCACAAACCAUUGAUCUCAGCAGGGAUUUAUAGUAGGAUUUCAGACCGUCUAUCAACGAGAAUCCCCCAUGAUUCAAACUUGGGAUAAGAACUUGUCAUGAAGAUAGUUAACAAGACCAAGAUCAAAUUCAGAAUUACUUGUAGUGCACAUAUAUGUUACCUUUUGGAAAGGAAGCUAAAUCUGUUUUGAUGACUAUACAAUACGCAACAGUAAAAAGUUGUUAAAAGUCUUCCUACUGAUUCUCAGGAAUGAGGAUUGCCAAGGAAGAACCAUCUAGCAGUGCUGCAAAGGCAAUAGGCUUGAUGUCAGCAGUGAAGGAAUUGCACGGGGUUACUGCUAUGGAACUUAAUAAAUUAUUGAGAGAUGCUGAAAAUUUCACUAUUCACUACCUUACUGGAAAAGGAUCAUUGCUGAAGAUUGAUAUGGAAAAGCUUGCGGGAUCUCUUCCAUUGCACCUUACUACAGUUCUAAUGUCAUCUAAUACAGAUGAAGCCAUGUUCAGAUACUUGUUAUGCGGCAUUCGACUCUUGCAUUCCUUGUGUGAUUUAGCCUUCCGAAAUGCUAAAUUUGAGCAGAUUUUGCUAGAUGAUGUGAAAAUGCUGGAAAAGCUGAUUGACUUGGUUUUCUACACACUAAUUAUUCUUGGUGGUUACAGACAGGAAUACCAUGCUUUUAGUCAUAUGCACCUUAUGCAUUCAACUCUUGUAGCAUGCAAUUUAUAUCUAUUAACAGGGUUUUUAUCAACACAAUGGCACGAUAUUGUUCAUGUAUUGCUUGCGCACCCUAAGGUUGACAUAUUUAUGGAUGCAGCUUUUGGAGCAGUUCGCAUGGUUGUUAGGUGUCUGGAGAAUACAUUGAUAGUGUAUCAUGAAGAUAUUUCAAUGGAAUCAAAUUUUACAGCUGAACAAGCAGCUUAUUAUCUCUGCCAGCAGUGUGAAGCUUCUCUGCAAUUUCUUCAGUCAUUAUGCCAACAAAAAUUAUUUAAGGAGCGCCUGCUUAAGAAUAAGGAAUUAUGUGGAAAGGGAAGCAUUCUUUUUCUCGCUCAAUCCAUCUUAAAGUUACACAUUCAGCCAUCUUUUCCAACUAGGAUCAUGGCAGCUAUUUCUAGGCUAAAAGCUAAAAUACUGUCUAUCCUGCUGAGUUUGUGUGAAGCAGAAAGCAUUUCUUAUCUUGAUGAAGUAGCCAGCUCAGCACAAAGUUUAGAUUUGGCUAAAUCUGUUGCAUUAGAGGUGUUUGACUUGUUGAAGAAAGCUUUUGGAAGGGAUCCUGGACAUCUCACUACUGACAGAAGUCAUCCCAUGGGGUUUGUACAGCUCAAUGCGAUGCGUCUAGCUGACAUCUUCUCUGAUGAUUCAAACUUUCGAUCUUACAUGAUACUUUGUUUUACUAAAGUUCUGACAGCAAUAGUUUCACUCUCCCAUGGAGAUUUUUUAUCUUGUUGGUGUUCAUCUAAUCUCCCAGAGACAGAGGAGGAUGCAAGUCUUGAAUAUGAUAUAUUUUCUGCAGUUGGAUGGAUUUUGGACAAUACUUCACGGGUUGUAAGAAAUACUACAAAUUUGGAAUUCAACCUGAUCCCUAACAGCAUGCCCAAGGCUUCUUAUGCACAUCAAAGGACAUCAUUAUUUGUCAAGUUCUUUGCAAAUCUUCAUUGUUUUGUUCCCAACAUAUGUGAAGAGCAGGAGAGGAACCUUUUUGUUCUCAAGGUCCUGGAGUGCUUGCAAAUGGAUCUAUCUAACUUGCUGCCUGGGUUUUCUCUUGCUUCUGAUGCUCCUAAAGCUACCAUUGCAAGCAAAAACCUCUGCUCACUGUUGAGUCAUGCAGAGUCUUUGAUUCCAAACUUCUUAAAUGUGGAGGACGUGCAACUUUUAAGAGUGUUUUUUGGCGAAUUGCAAUCACUAUUUACUUCUACUGGAUUUGGGGAAAAUCGGGUUCAGGAUAGCAAAUUUGAGGAGUCAUUAUCUUGGGAUAAGUUUUCUAACAUCAAUAUCAACGAACAUUAUCAGGAAGCUCAGAGUGCAGGGGGAUGCUCAUCACCUUUAACUGGACAAGUACCUGCUGAUCUUAGUAAGAAGGAUGGUACCUUCAAGGAGGGAAUGUCUGAGAAUUCUGCAUUUCCAGACAUGGACCAACAUAAUACCAGAGCUGAAGAGACAAAUCAAGGCAAAAGCCAAAAUAGGCAAAAUCAUGUAGAAGACAAAUGCAUACCUGAUAAAACAGCAUCAGGAGGAGCGAGAGAUAUGGAUAAGGAUGCUCAGAAUGUUGAGACAAGUGGUUCAGACACUAGUUGUGCAAAAGGAAAAAAUCUUGAUAAUGCUCAGAAAGUUGUAGUUGAGGAAAAUCCAGAGGAUGAAAAGAUUGAACUUUCUCAUAGGAGAAAACGAAAGCGAACAAUAAUGAAUGAUGAACAGGUGACACUGAUUGAGACAGCACUCAUAGAUGAGCCUGAUAUGCAGCGAAAUGCAGCUUCACUUCAAUCAUGGGCUGGUAAAUUAAGUAAGCAUGGUUCUGAUGUUACAUCUUCACAGCUUAAAAAUUGGUUGAACAAUCGAAAAGCUAGGCUAGCUCGCACAGCUAGGGAUGUUCGAGCAGCAACAGGUGAUGUUGAAAAUUCAGUCCUGGACAAGCAAAGAGGGCCGGUAUCUGUGUCCUAUGACUACGCUGACAGUCCAGAAUUUGGUAAUUUCAAAGCUGGACAACAUGUUGUGCUUGUCGGUGCACGAGGAGAGGAAAUUGGCAGAGCAAAGGUGUUUCAGGUGCAAGGCAAGUGGAAUGGGAAGAGCUUGGAGGAAUUAGCCAACUGCGUUGUGGAUGUUUCUGAGCUCAAGGCUGAUAAAGGCUCACGGUUACCCUAUCCAUCAGAAGCCACUGGCACUUCAUUUGCAGAGGCGGAAACAAAGUUAGGUGUCAUGCGAGUGUUAUGGGAUUGUAAGAGAGUUUUUUCGUUGCGGUCUGAAUGAGUUCAAUCAUACUUCAGUGGUUCCCCAAAUGAACAUCUUUUCUAUUUCCAUAAACACUAGCUGAAGGGAUAACAGAUGAAUUAGCUGAGGAGAACAACAAUACCAAAUAGAAGAGUCGAGGUUUUUGACGAAGGGAUGGGUAGAAGAGAACCAGUUGUGGAAAAAACAAGGUCGUUUCAGCAUUCAAAGAUAAUUAAGGAUACAAACUAAGUUGAAUUUAAUCUGUAGGGAAACAGUGGACGUAAAUUAUGUUUAGAUUAGCAUUUGCAAAUCUUGCUCAUUUCAUGUCAAAAGUAAUAAUUUCAGAAUAGAAAGAAAUUUUUGGUUUGGAUUAGUUGUGAAAAUGACAGUAUAACUAAAAUUGAUCGUGUAAAAUUGUUCUACAGGAAAAUUAUGAAAAAUAUUUGUUUGCCUC